Molecule: messenger RNA, 5733 nt
Organism: Taeniopygia guttata (zebra finch)
Lineage: Eukaryota; Metazoa; Chordata; Aves; Passeriformes; Estrildidae
Gene: TDRD7
Product: tudor domain containing 7
Biological process (GO): P granule organization; piRNA processing; spermatogenesis
Cellular component (GO): P granule
Source: RefSeq, a predicted model, not a curated record
CGGUGGCGCGGGAGCCGCCUAACUGCCCCUCAGUGCCCGGCCUCGCGCAGGGAGGCGGCGGCUGCGGCCCGGCCGGCGGCGGCGGCCCGGCCGGCGGCGGCGGCCCGAAGAGGCUUUGCCCGGUGCCUGAGAGCCCCGGGUGGAGAAAGUGGAAAGGAAGGACUGUAGCCCCGCCGGGCGUGGCAAUCACAUCUUCUGAUUCUUUGAAGCUCAGUGCACCAGCUGCAAAGUCUCUGAAAGGAUGAGAGAAGGAUGCAAGUGCCCAGUGUAGAUUUGCCCAUUGCUGUGUGGCAAUGUGCAGGUUCAGUGUGUGCUACUCUUCCUGGGCAGUGCUUACUAUGCUACAGACACUGUAGUUGUUGAGCAGAGGGCAGCUGUGAGGGCAGCUGUUGCUGAGGGGUUGUUGCAGAAUCAGUCAGGGAACCCACUGGAGCAGCAAGGGCAGAAAUUGCAGGGUUAAGGAGCCAUGUGUGUGUGAAGACAUGUACUGGCUGUGCUGUCUGUACGGGUGCAGGGACAUGGAUGUACCUGUAUGUGAAUAUAAGUGUGCAGAGCAAGAGGUACAGUUGGGUUAGUGAAGUGCUGAGUAUAUAUAAAGUGAAAACUGUUCAAGGAAGGUUGCAGAAAAGGACUUGAUGCUGUGCCUCCUUGUCUGGCCCUGGAGCUGGACUGUUGUGAAGUUGGGUGCAGAAAGGGAGAGCCUGAAGUGUGUGUGGUGACAUCUGAAAUGAGCUGAGGGUUGGCAUUUCUCUUUCUUUUGGACAUGGUGUGUUGUUGCCCUGGGUGACUUCCCCAGGAAGGGAAGUGGUGAUGGGAGAGAGUCUGUUGUGCGGAGAGCAGUGCAAACCAGCCUUUCAUGGGGCCCCUUGUGGCAGCGCUGCAGAUUUGAGAGAGCCUCAUGCAGGUACGCGGGCAGCAGUUGCUCACCUUGGUGUGCUGGAGGAGGGGCACUCUGGUGCUGUGCCUAGAGCUGGAGCAUCUUGAGGAGCGCAAGGUGACCUUCUCCCAAAGCACUGGCUCUGCUCAUGUUGCACAUUAGCUGCUGGGGGGUGAGGAUGAGGUGUUUGAGGUGCACCAGUGUGCUGUGCUCGGUGUUGGACUGGAGGCUGUGUGCAGCACACACUUUGAAAGCAGUGUUGUUGCUGGUUGUGUGAGAGCUCUGUGCGGUUUUGGUCCACGGUCAUGGCAGGGAGGUUCCUGUGGCAGGAGUGUCCCUGCAGUGAGUGAGCACCUAGGAGGAGGACUCUCAGCUGGGAGCACAGAGCCUGCCCUGCAGCACUUGUGUCUGUGCUCUCCAGUGUCCCAUGGGUGUAGCUGGAUGUUCCUGGAGAAGUCCCAAGUGUGUGCAGGCCUGUGAGUUGGGGGGCUGGGAGGGCUUUAGGUAGUGCUGGCUCUGGCCUGGAAACCGCCUCCCACGCUGCCCAGAAUUCCUGUUCCAGAGUCCUCGCUGGAAGGUUUCUGCCACUAUUUUGUGGGAGGGAGAUGCCAUUUUAUUCAGUGUCGCAGCUCCUGCUUCCUUGUACCAGGAAACACUCAGAUAUCAAUAUAUUUAUAUGCAGCACAUGCAUGGGGUAUGUAGAUAGUUAGAGUUGUAUGUAUGAAGGAAAGAAUCGGUAGAUUUGUACUUAGAUACACUAAAUAUAUAUAUUUCUAGAGGUAUAUGAAUGAGACAUUUGUAAUGGUAAAAACAUAAGCCUGAGGUAGCUAAAGCAGUCUUUCUUGAGGGCUGAUGGAACAAAUCUAUAGAUUUGAAUGAAAUGCAUUGCAGAAAGAUAAAAGGCAGGUUCAGGCCUUCUGCUUUGGUGGCUGUAGAAAAAGCACUGAGCUGUUUGGAGAACAGGCAGGAGGCAUCACAGAGCACUGGGACAUGCCUGAGGGCUGUGGAACUGUGUUAGGUGGCUGCCAGGCAGGCCUCAGCAAGCACCGUGUCACGUCCCCCGAACAUGGAUCGAGGUCUGUCCCUCGAUCCAGGCUGAGAAGGCUCCAUGCCUGGGCAGAGCCUAGUGGGAUGGUCAUGCAGUGCAUAUCCCUGAUGCUGGCUCUGGGCAUCCCUGGCCCUACCAGACAUGAGCCACACAGGCUGAAAAAACAGAAGGCCAGAACAAAAUCCCUAUGUCAGAGGAUCACAUGCGUGGGGACUUAUGUUGUUUUCUCUCUGAAGAUUCUGUGGAGCCGAGACAGGGGUGUAAGUGAAGAUGCAGGAGCCAGAAUGUGUUGCAAAAGCCUUGCGAGCUGUUCUUCUUGCCUUUCAAAAUGGCAUACGUUUGUCAGAACUUCAGAGUGAAUACAGAUCCCUGACCAAUGAGUUGAUUCCCUUCAGGCACCUAGGAUAUGACACACUGGAAGGCUACUUGGAAAGUAUCCCAGGAGUGGUCAGAAUGGAAGAGAACAAAAUAGGAGAGGUCAUUUGCCAUGGUGUUUGUUGCAGUGAAACUGUACAAAUUGCUCAACUGGUGGCUAGACAGAGGAGUUCCAAGAAGAAAACAGUCCGGCAGGUGAAUUGUCAGAUGAGGCUGAAGAACACAUCUCCGGUCAGUUUAUCAGGAAAACCUAAAGGAACUCUGCGGCAGCCCCAGUCUUUGAACAUGACAGAAGGAGGUGGUAAGAGGCCUGUUCCUCGCCUGUCCCGAGGCAGAGAAGUGGCAUGUGGAGGUGUGAAACCUGUUGUGGAGAGUGCCCGAUCUGCCUUACCUUCAGCUGCUGGGAGUGGAUCACCUAAAGAAAUCCCCAUGCAGAGACAUGUCACUGUGGUCAACAGAUCUGAGAAGAGACUGACUGUCCCACCAUGGUUUCAAAAGGAGUUGCAAGUUCACCUGUCCAGAAGCUCUUCCACGGAGUCAAGUGAUAGCUUGAAUACAUCCACUGCAGAGACGCAUAUUGUUGCCCCUGGCUAUUCUGCUGCCAAUGUCAAUGAACUUCAAAGUCGCAUUAAGGAGCUGCUGAGCAAGUACAGCAGCGGUGUCAGACUGUCAAAGAUGCCUGAGAUAUAUCAGGAAAUGUACUGGGAGGACCUUAGCACAGAAGUGCUCUAUCAGCUUGAGAACUGGCCUCAUGUGUGCACAGUGGAGAAAAUCCAUGGAGGCGAUGCAAUUGAUGGAUUUCUUUAUCCUGCUAGGAAAAUACCACCAGCGGCAAAAAGGCAUGCUGACCAAGAAAAGGCAUCUCAGAAUGUUACUUCACCAAAAGCAGACCCUUUGUUAAAACCAGAUAUGGAGACCACACCUGCAGCACUCAAUAGCGACUUCAAGGCAAAAGUUGUUGGCAUCUUGCUGAAGUACUCCAGUGGUCUAUGGGCUCAUGCACUUCCCAAAGUGUACCAAGACACUUACCAAGUAAAAUUUCCAGAAGACAUUCUAAAUAAUCUAGAGUUGCUGUCAGACGUAUGUGUUGUCAGCUAUGUAUCUGAAGUUCCCAGUAAGGCGAUCCUCUAUGCUAAACCCCAGAGAUGUAUUGAUGAAAAUCUGAAUGUCACUGAGAAAGUCAAGAGUCACGAUGGUGAGAAGGCCACAGCUGAACAGCAGUAUGAAGAAUCCAAGGACCAGUACCUAGAAAACAUAACUGUUCCUUCUCUAAUUACUCCGUCAGAAGGAUCUGUGUCCAUCCUGGUGUUAGAAUUGAAAAACACUAAUGAGGUCCUGAUUAGGUAUGUGGGCAAAGAUUAUUCUUCUGCCCAGGAACAAAUGGAAGAUGAAAUGAAAGCAUACUACAGUCAGAACAGUACAGUGUCACCAGCUCAGUCUCUGAGUGUUGGGCAGCUUGUUGCAGUACAUGCUGUAGAAGAUGACUGGGUGCGUGCACAGAUAAUUUCUCUAGAAGACAACAGAGUAAAGGUAUACUAUGUUGAUUAUGGCUUCACUAAGUUUGUUGAAAGCAACAGUGUGUGCAGACUACAGAAACAGUUCAGAUCACUUCCUUUUCAAGCUGCAAAAUGUAAACUGGCAGGACUGGAAGCCUUCUCUGAUGAUCCUAUCCUAGUAAAGGCUGUGGAAUCACAGACAUGCUUCAAGAUAUUUGCUGUGGAAAUACUGGAAAGGAGUGAUACUCCUCUUCUUGUUCUCUAUGACACUUCUGGAGAAGAUGAUAUCAACAUCAAUGCUACUUGUAUGAAAGCUUUGUAUGACAAGUCCCUUGAACUGCACCUACAGGUAGAUGCACUAUAUACCAACGUCAGAGUAACCAGUGUUUUCUCUGAUGGGAGCCUGUAUUGUCAAGUGCCAUCCAAAGGCUUGUCUAGACUUUCUGAAAUACUGCAGAAACUAGAAGACUACUUUCUUUACAAGCAGACAUCAGAGUUCAAUGUAUUGAUACCUUUCUGUGGCAAAAUAUGCUUGUUUCCUUCCAAAGGAAAAUUGGCACGUGUAGAGAUAAAAAUUAUUCACACUAGACAGGCACUUGAUGUGCAAUUUAUGGAUAGUGGAACAGUUGCAACUGUAAAAGUAUCAGAGCUCAAAGAAAUCCCACCACAAUUCCUGAGAGAAGUAAUUGAAAUACCUCCUCAGGCUUUGAAGUGCUGUCUGGCAGAUUUGCCUCCUAAUACUGGCAUGUGGACUCCAGAUGCUGUACUGUGGCUGAGAGAUGCUGUAAUAAGUUGUCCUGAAUUUAGCAUGAAGGUGAUUAAACAGGACGCCUCAAAAGGAAUUGCACACAUUUACUUGUUUGCUCCAGAGAAUUUCCCAGACAUGGAUCGUAGCAUCAAUAGACAGAUCAAAAAUGCAGACUUGUGGAAGCAUCAGAAAGAUGUUUUCUUGAGUGUGACACCCAGUGAGACUAGCUUCACAGAGGCUGUAGGUGAUGCUGUUCCAGCUCUACAGUUACCUAGUGGGAAGCUGGAGAAGAGUUUUCCUGAUUUAGGCAGAGAACCCAGCAGUACAGUGUCCACCAUUGAGAUGCCGCCUCCUCUACCCUUGCCAAAGCCUGGUGACCUCAUGGAUAUCUACGUCUCAGUGGCCUGCCAUCCUGGUCAUUUCGUUGUCCAGCCUUGGAAUGAGCUUAACAAUCUGUAUGCCCUAAUGGAAGAAAUGAUCUUGUACUACAGCAGGGCAGAAGAGAAACCUGUGAUCGUUAAAAAAAAUGAGCUGUGUGCAGCUAAAAUUGGAGAUGAGUGGUACAGAGUCAUAAUAAAAGCGAUUCUUAAAAAUGGGGUUUUGUCAGUGUAUGAGCUGGACUAUGGCAAAUAUGAGGUUGUCAGCAUAGGGAAAGUACAGCCACUCCUGGAUACGUUCAGAAGACUACCUUUCCAAGCUAUCACAGCUCAGCUUGCAGGAGUGAAAAACCAGCAGUGGUCAGAAGAGGCAUCAAUAGUGUUUCGGAAUCUUGUAGAGAAGAAACCUUUUGUGGCACAGAUACAGGCAGUUAAUGACAGCACUUACUCUUGGGAUCGAAAAAUACUGACUUUUCUUGUGGACACAUCUCUUCCACAUAUUGAUACAUGGAUUCAUGAUUUUGUGUCUCAGAGUCUUGUGGAACUUUCAAAGGGUGAUUAAUCAUCACUUCUGCAAUGUAGCAGCUUAGCAAUAAAAUAAGUAACAGGCUUUGAAGAGAAAUAUAACUACUACAUGGCCUUGAAGUCAUAAUGGGGAUAAAAUUGAAAAAUCUGUGUUUGUGUAACAAGUUUGGAUUCUGUUGACUUCAGUUGACUUCCUGAAAUUUUCACCUUGUUUACCAUUGUAAUGCUAGAAUAUUUGAGUUAAAUUAUUUUAAAAGUUACUUAUCAAUAAAACAAUGUUCAAUUUU